Messenger RNA from Zasmidium cellare ATCC 36951, 1023 nucleotides. Its product is annotated as glycoside hydrolase family 54 protein. The coding region runs from base 1 to 1023 and encodes 340 amino acids. NCBI's taxonomy places the organism in Eukaryota, Fungi, Ascomycota, Dothideomycetes, Mycosphaerellales, Mycosphaerellaceae. The transcript is spliced from 4 exons. Gene Ontology annotation, molecular function: alpha-L-arabinofuranosidase activity. The record is from RefSeq and is a predicted model, not a curated record. Gene Ontology annotation, biological process: arabinan metabolic process; arabinose metabolic process; pectin catabolic process.
AUGCCUUCAGUGUUCGGGUUAUCUGUGGCCUUGGGACUGAUUGCCCCAUCCAUCAUCGUUGAAGCUGCGACGUGUGACAUAUAUGGGUACGGCAAGACUCCAUGCGUUGCUGCCCACAGCACUACUCGUGCCUUAUACGACGCCUACAAUGGCCCGCUCUACCAAGUUAGACGUGCGUAUGAUAACGCAACGAAAGAUAUCAAUCCUCUAGGCCCAGGUCGCACUGCGAACGCGGCUACACAGGAUACAUUCUGCGCCUAUACGACAUGUCUUAUAACACAAAUCUACGACCAGUCAGGCCACGGCAAUCAUCUCACUCAAGCUCCUCCAGGCAAGACUCGUGGGCCGGCGGCUGGAGGCUACGAUAGCCUUGCCUCAGCAACUGCAGCUCCAAUCUCCGUUAACGGCAGCAAAGCCUACGGGCUCUACAUUGCACCACAAACAGGCUACCGACAAGACAAGACCAGCGGCAUAGCGACAUAUGACCAACCCGAAGGCAUGUACGAGGUUCUCGACGGGACACACUACGGCGGGUGCUGUUUCGACUACGGCAACGUCGAGGGCAACAAUAUGGACAACGGCGCCGGCCACAUGGAGACCAUCUACUUCGGCCUGAAUGAGGGGUACAAUGUCGGGUCUGGGGCAGGUCAGGGACCUUGGAUCAUGGCGGAUCUGGAGAACGGAAUCUUUUCUGGGAAAAAUCUUGGCAAUAAUUCGAAUGAUCCUACGAUUAAUUAUCGAUUUACUACUGCUAUCGUCAAGGGCGAAUCUAAUCAUUGGGCAAUCCGAGGCGCUAAUGCUCAGUUUGGCGGUCUAACGACGUUCUACGACGGCGUUCGCCCAGAUGGAUUUAACCCUAUGCGUAAAGAGGGUGCUAUCGUUCUUGGGGUGGGUGGCGAUAAUACGGACGGCGGUGAAGGCACAUUCUACGAGGGCGCCAUGACUUCUGGCUAUCCACUGGAUAACAUCGAGGCCUACGUACAGGCCAACAUUGUCAAUAUGAAUUACAAGACCGUAUCGUGA